Eurytemora carolleeae is the source of this 3211-nucleotide messenger RNA. Its product is annotated as ubiquitin carboxyl-terminal hydrolase MINDY-3. Gene Ontology annotation, molecular function: cysteine-type deubiquitinase activity; K48-linked deubiquitinase activity; calcium ion binding. The record is from RefSeq and is a predicted model, not a curated record. The transcript is spliced from 16 exons. Gene Ontology annotation, biological process: protein K48-linked deubiquitination. Lineage: Eukaryota; Metazoa; Arthropoda; Copepoda; Calanoida; Temoridae. The coding region runs from base 1534 to 2820 and encodes 428 amino acids.
CUGGAAGAUAUGUUGCAUACGCAACAGCUGGAAGAUAUGUGGUAUACACAACAGCUGGAAGAUUUGUGGUAUACACAACAGCUGGAAGAUUUGUGGUAUACACAACAGCUGGAAGAUUUGUGGUUUACGAAACAGCUGGAAGAUGUGUGGUAUACACAAAAGCUGGAAGAUUUGUGGUAUACACAACAGCUGGAAGAUUUGUGGUUCAUGAAACAGCUGGAAGAUGUGUGGUAUACACAACAGCUGGAGGAUGUGUGGUAUAGAAAACAUCUGGAAGAUGUGUGGUAUACGCAACAACUGGAAGAUUUGUGGUAUACACAACAGCUGGAAGAAUUGUGGUAUACAAAAAAGCUGGAAGAUUUGUGGUAUACACAAUUGCUGGAAGAUAUGUUGCAUACGCAACAGCUGGAAGAUAUGUGGUAUACACAGCAGCUGGAAGAUGUGUGGUAUACACAACAGCUGGAAGAUAUGUGGUAACACAACAGCUGGAAGAUGUGUGGUUUACACAACAGCUGGAAGAUUUGUGGUAUACACAAUAGCUGGAACAUAUGUGGUAUACACAGCAGCUGGAAGAUGUGUGGUAUACACAACAGCUGGAAGAUGUGUGGUAUACACAACAGCUGUAAGAUGUGUGGUAUACACAACAGCUGGAUGAUUUUUGGUUUACACAACAGCUGGAAGAUGUGUGAUAUACACAACAGCUGAAAGAUGUGUGGUAUACACAACAGCUAGAAGAUUUGUGGUAUACACAACAGCUGGAAGAUUUGUGGUAUACAUAACAGCUGGAAGAGAUGAGGAACCUAAAUGCUAGAAGACUUGUGGUAUACACAACAGCUGGAAGAUAUGUGGUAUAAACAACAGCUGGAAGAUGUGUGGUAUACACAACAGCUGGAAGAUUUGUGGUAUACACAACAGCUAGAAGAUUUAGUAGCUGGAAGAUAUCUUUACACCGAAGUGUGAAAUAAAGUUUGAUUACAAGAAGAACCUGUGUAACCAGCUGGAAUUGUGAUUAGAAACUGUUGGAUUUAUGAUUACUCUCGGCUGGUAGAUUUUACCCACAUUUUCAAGUUUUGUGACUUAUUUAGUUGCGCAACGGACGCGCUGCAUUCACGUUUAUAAUCGUCAGAGCAACUGCACGCUCGACUUAUUAGGGGCCCUUAGAGAAAUGUAGUUCUUGCUCGGGGGUCCUAAUGCAUGUUUGGACUAUUUUUAACCCCCGGAGCGGGUUUUUUGCCAACUUCAAGCACUUUUUACCCAUUUAUUCUACUCACAUGGGUGGUGGGGCGACAUGUCGGGUUGAUUUAUUCACCUAGAAUCCGUUUCUUUUUUCAUCAAAAAGUAACGCGAUAACCUCCUAACUAUAUUCACUAACACCUUGUAGACAGCUUCUUAUAAGCUGGAGAAGAGAAAAAAAAUAAAAAAUAAAAACUUGUUUUUCAAGUAGCAACAUUUUCGAUAUUCUGGUUCUAAAAUAUUCAAUAGUAAAUUCGGACUUUUUUCAGAUAAAAUGGCUUGAAGUUGGGAUAUCUCAAGAUGGCGGUUGUUGAUGAAGACAUUGAUUGGCAGCUUAUUAAGAACUUAGUGUUUGGGGAAGGAAUUACAGAAAAUGUUUUUGAGCGCUGGCUUCAGCCUUUUCAGUUCUUUAAGAAUGAGCCAACUGCCCUGGUUCAGCAUGCCGGGGGCCCAUGUGCUGUGUUGGCCCCCCUCCAGGCCUUCAUCAUCAAACUCUGCCUUGAAGAGAAAAUUCAAAAUCUACAAACACUUUCGGAACAAACGGCUCGGAUGCUUUUACGGCGAGCAAUCUGUGAUAUCCUGAGUAUUUGCAGACCUCCAAAUAGGGUAAUUACGUUAGCAACUGUAUCUAAAGAAGUGGCCUCAGUCUGGCAGGAAAGUUUAGAGGUCUACCCCUCCAGUAAACGAAUGAAAUGUGAAAAUGUCGAUGUCGACACGCUCCAUACAUGUCUAACCCUAGAGACAUUCCAGACAGUUAGGAACCUUAACAAAUUCAUAGAGGAUAAUCAGAUAUUUGGCAGCAAAUACGACAUUGUGUGUUUCCUUUAUUCGGUUAUAUUGACCCGGGGACCAACUAGGAUAAUUAACGAGAGGCAAGAUAUGGAUGAAAGUUUAAUAGAUCCUGUACAUGGUCAUGGAAGUCAAUCCUUAAUUAAUCUUCUCAUCACUGGCUCAGCUACACAGAAUGUAUUUGAUGGCACAAGAGACCUAUGUGGAAUGGAUUUGACGGGAAUCACAGAACAAUCACAAAUUGGAUUUUUAUCUUUUCUCGAGUGCCUCAGGUAUUUAGAAGUUGGAGAGAACCUAAAAAGUCCCAAGUUCCCAGUUUGGCUUCUGGGCUCGGAAACUCAUAUUACUGUACUUUACUCAAGAGACCUGUGGCUAGUUCAACCUCCUUCACCCCGUGAGAAAGCUAUUCGUAUCUUUAAGGAGUUAGAUAAAGAUGGGAGUGGGUUUAUUCCAACAUCUCAACUCCAAGAACUACUCACCAACCUGAAUCUGUUUGCAGAAGAGGAGUAUGUCGCAAUUAUGAAGGAUAGGGUGGAUCCAGAUGGGUUGGGUUUGGUACUGAUGCCUUUAUUUCUUGAAGAGUUCUUUCCAGAGUUUCAGGGUGGAGCCCCUGACUCCUUUACUCUGUACCACUACAACGGUUUAUCUAAAACUGGAAGUGGGGAAUAUAUUAAAGGUGAGGCUGUGUUACUAGAGGGUAUGUCAGGAAGAGCUGACAAUAAUCCAAUGCUGCAAACUAUUCAAACAAAGUGGCCGAGUAUAGCUGUGGACUGGGAGAGACCGCCAUCAAUAAACUAGUCAAAAACUGUCCCGUUCUGUAAAUAUGUACAGUACAUCAGCCAAUUGAUUUCUCUGUACUAUGUACGGAUCCCAGCACUGUACAAUAUUCAGAGUAUAGCCUUGUUGAUAAUUGUAAAAACUUGUCCCUCCCCCCCCGCAACUUUUUCUUUAUUUUUCUUAGCCAUUUUUAGCCACUUUUUUAGCCAUUUUUUCAGCACACUUAUUAAUGCUUUAAGUAUCUAUUCUCAAUCAUGCAUUUAUAAUUUUAACUUAAGAUCUCACUUCAUUUAGACCUUCUUCAUAUAUUUCACGUACGCUAUAAUUACUUUAUAUAUCAAAGAUGUAGAUAUAAAAUGUUAAUUAAUUAUUUUUUUAAUUUUGUUGAAAUUAAUAAAAGUUAGUAAAUGAU